This is a messenger RNA of Spodoptera exigua (beet armyworm), 2500 nucleotides long. Lineage: Eukaryota; Metazoa; Arthropoda; Insecta; Lepidoptera; Noctuidae. The record is from the annotation of a GenBank genome assembly.
AUUUUAAAAGGUGUUUCUGGGUUAUUCAAGUCUGGUCAACUGACAGCUAUAAUGGGUCCUUCGGGCGCCGGAAAAUCUUCCCUCAUGAACGCACUCACUGGUUUUUCAACUAAAGGCGUUACAGGAAGCAUACGUGCAGGAGACAGUGUUUGUGAAUUAAAGCCUAAAGGCUCACUAAAUUCUCUCAAAGCGUACAGGAAGAAAUCUUGCUAUAUACUCCAGGAUGACAGACUGAACCCAUUGUUCACUGUGGCCGAGCUAAUGAAAUUCGCAGCUGAUAUGAAAUUGGGUGAUACUUUGACAGAUAAAUUGAAACUGAGCGUGAUUAAUGAAAUAAUCAAUACACUAGGGUUAUCAGGGUCAGAAAACACGAGGUGUGCGUGUCUCUCUGGUGGACAGAAGAAACGAUUAUCGAUAGCAGUGGAACUAAUCGACAACCCUCCUGUGCUUUUUCUAGAUGAACCUACUACAGGUCUAGACAGCAGCACAUCAGCUCAGUGUAUGCAAUUGCUAAAGAACUUAGCAAGCAAUGGUCGCACGAUAGUCUGCACUAUUCACCAACCGCCUGCAUCCGUGUACUCGCUGUUUGAUCAAGUAUACAUGCUUGCAGAAGGCAUGUGCAUAUACCACGGGGCCAGUGAAAACACAGUCCCUUACCUUGCAUCAGUAGGGCUCCAGUGCCCGAGGUACCACAAUCCUGCGGAUUACAUUCUAGAAAUAGCAACCGGAGAAUACGGAAAAUUCAAUGAAUUCUUAGCAGAGAAAUGUCUAAACCAUGUGUGGGCGGAGAAACCAGCAAUUCUGCCAGUACCAGACAGAAUAAGCGAAGUGAUAUCAUUAGGAAAGACAUCGGUCAUCAUCAAUCCACCGCACGAGCUGUACAAAUUUGGGAAACUUUUUAAGCGGUGCAUCUUGCAACAAUACAGAGAUUGGACUGUCUCUCACCUCAAGCUGUUUAUGCAUAUGGUGAUCGGCGUGCUACUUGGGUUGCUCUAUGAGAAGGCUGGUAACGAUGGAUCCAAGACUGUCAGCAAUCUCAGUUUCCUAUUAGUCAGCACUGUUUAUCUUUGCUACACAUCGCUUAUGCCUGCUGUACUGAAAAUACCAACCGAGAUGUCAGUUUUGAAGAAGGAAAACUUCAACAACUGGUACAAUCUGAAGACGUACUAUGCAGCGCUGCUUGUCACCGGCAUGCCUCUACAGAUAAUAUACAGCUUCGUGUAUUCUGUCCCGUCGUACUUUCUAUCCGGCCAACCGGCUGAACCGAUCCGGUUCGUUAUGUUUGUCAUAACACUCGCCAACGUCGCACUCCUCGCUGAAGCCAUGGGCAAUGUCAUUGGAACAUGCUUCAACCCCGUGAAUGGAACCUUCCUAGGGGCGAUAUGGACGUGUGCUAUGAUCGUGUAUGCUGGGUACCUCGUCCUACUAGCGCAUAUGAACACAGUGAUGCGAGCUGUAUCACAUGCGUCGUUCCUGCGAUAUGCCUUCGAAGCUCUAGUUCUGGCCAUCUACUCCAAUGGAAGGCAGCCACUAAACUGUCCCGAGAAUAUUACUUACUGUCAUUUGAAGCAUCCCAAAACAGUCAUCAGUGAAUUCAGUCUUAAGCCGGACAACUACUGGACCGACAUUUGGAUCCUAGUUGGAGAACUCGUCUUCAUCAGGAUAUUAGCUUACUUCACAUUGAAGAGAAGCGUCAAAGCGUCUACCUAAGUUAAUCGAAUAACGAUAUCAUAUACUGGUAAACAGACUAACUUACAAUACAAUAAAUUAUGAACUACUUAGGUAUUACCAACUCUCUUACCUAAGAGAAAGAGUGACACAUGUAGCAACUUCAAUAUGAAGUUGGUCCUUUGAGCUUCAAGAAAGAUAAAAGGACCAAUUAGUAAUUAAUUAUUUUAAUCCACUUGUACGACUAUGUACGAACGUAGCAUGACUGAUUUAAAAUAUUUAAAUACCUAGGUGCAUUGUUUUAGGGAUUUGAGACAUUGUUAAUACUAAACAUUAUAUGGCUAAUUGAUCCAUUGCUAUUGCUUAGUCUAGGUACAUGGCUCGAUAUGUAUAGGUGUAGGUACAGGCUUUUAAAUAGUUACCGUGCAGUUACCAAUAUUAUGUAAGGUACUGUUAUUAUUUAACUCUUUAUUUAAAAAAUAUGUUUUACAGCUGCGCAGACAUUUGUAAUUGCCUUAAAUAAUUGUACACUUAAGUCAUACCUACUUGGUUAAUGGCGAAGUAGGAUUAUUAUUUAGUAAAAUAAUAAAUUAUAAAUAUAGGUAAGUAAUUUAAGUUGUAAAAAUCAAUACCUAAUUAUUCUAUAAAAGCAUUUAUUGACUCUUAGAAUUCAUUAAAUAAUGUUAUUAAAAACUGCAGUGCCUUCGGUCCGCGUUUUGGUCUUUUGCGUAGGUAAUAUAAAAUGGAUCAUAUAAAUAAUAAUUAAUCUUAUUUAUAAUAUUUCUUAACAAAUAUUCUAUUCUUGUAGUUUACUUUAUGUAUCUACACGGUA